Messenger RNA from Exophiala viscosa, 1308 nucleotides. RefSeq names its product oxygen oxidoreductase. The transcript has a single exon. The record is from RefSeq and is a predicted model, not a curated record. Gene Ontology annotation, molecular function: sarcosine oxidase activity; saccharopine oxidase activity; flavin adenine dinucleotide binding. Bases 1 to 1308 code for a protein of 435 amino acids. Lineage: Eukaryota; Fungi; Ascomycota; Eurotiomycetes; Chaetothyriales; Herpotrichiellaceae.
AUGUCUACAACCAAACCACAGUCAAUCCUUAUAGUCGGGGCCGGUACAUGGGGCAACAGCACAGCCCUCCACCUCAUGCGCAGAGGAUACACGGAUGUCACGCUCGUCGAUCCGUACCCGGUCCCCUCACCAAUCUCAGCGGGCAACGACGUGAACAAAAUCGUCGAGCAGGGCAUCUUCUCCGAAGGUGACGACGAGGCAUUCGUGGCCAAGACAGUUCUCGACGCAGCGAACAAGGGAUGGACGUCUGACCCGGUGUUUAGCCCUUACUAUCAUGACACAGGGUACAUCGUGGCAGCGAGUUCGCCGGACGGCCUCAAACAGCUGUUCGACCGCGAGAGGCCUGACAUCAACCCCGAUUUUGUGCGCUUGGAAGACGCCGAGUCGUUUCGACAGACUAUGCCAGACGGUAUACUCACGGGUGAUUUUCCGGGAUGGAAAGGGUUGUACAAGAGCACGGGAGCGGGCUGGGUGCAUGCGAGAAAGGCACUUAUUUCUUGCGCGACCGAGGCCAAGAAGCUGGGAGCGAAGUACGUCGUCGCUGAGGUGACGGCGCUGAUCUUUGAGGACGGAGACGUGAAGGGUGUCAAGACGAAUGAUGGUAGGGAGAUGAGGGCGCAUACAACGAUCCUUUGCGCUGGAGCGAAUUGUGACCAGUUGCUCGAUUUCAAGGGCCAAUUGAGACCGACGGCGUGGACGCUGGCUCAUAUCCAGAUGACGCCUGACGAAACCAAAUUGUUCAAGAACCUGCCUGUCCUGUUUCACAUUGAAAAGGGGUUCUUCAUGGAGCCGGACGAGGAUAAGCAGCAGCUUAAGAUGUGCGAUGAGCACCCGGGAUAUUGCAAUUGGAUCAAGAAGUCGGACGGGUCAAGGGUCAGUGUGCCGCUUGCUAAGCAUCAGAUUCCAAUCGAGGCUGAGAGACGGUGCCGGGAAUUCCUGCGUGAGACGAUGCCACAGCUUGCGGAUCGGCCGUUUUGUUUUGCAAGGUUAUGUUGGUGUGCGGACACGCCUAACCGUGCGUUUUUGAUCGAUCGCCAUCCCGAGUAUCCUUCGUUGGUGUUGGGCUGUGGUGGUUCGGGUCAUGGAUACAAGGAUAUCCCGUCGAUAGGAGCGUUUAUUGCAGAUGCUCUGGAGGGGAACCUGGAGCCAAGAUUGAAGAAGUCCUUUCGAUGGAGGCCUGAGACUGCGGUGAACAGGAAUUGGGAGGAUACGCAGGGCAGGUUUGGUGGUCCGAAUACUAUUAUGGAUUUGCAGGACGUCACAUCCUGGACCGAUAUACCAGCUGAGGCGAGCACCGCCAAGUUGUAA